UGACAUUUAUAAUUUCAGGCUGAAGAUCUGCGCUCUUUUUUGUUUAUUUGCGUUAGAUAUAUUUUUCGUGAUGAUUUUUUGUCUGGAGAGCUGAGAUCUUCUGAAAGGUGGUCGCUUUUAUUGGCAUGAGCUCUGCAAUGUAACUCCUGACGGGGAAUCGUGGAUGAUGAACUAAUGUCUCAAGUCCAGAAAAUCGGAAGAAUGUAGCUGCGCUUCGCCAAAUAAACCGUGACUUCCGCAUUUUUAGGUUUAAUCGGCGGAAAACAUCUGACACGUUUGGGAGAAUUCUGCCUGUAAAACUGACCUACGACUUGGAAAGGGUUUUAUUUGCUGGAGCGACUUGAAUUCUCAGGUUCGGGAAGUCAUCUUUUCUGGAGCAUUUUUUAUUCAUCAAUUCUGUUGAAGGGGGACAUUUGUCAGUCAUUCCAGUUCUGAACACUCUGAAAUGACAUCGUUUUUGGAGAAAGGAGGUUUCCUCGACCAUUGUUUGGACAGCUUGAACUGCUUACCCUCUGAAAUACACCGAAGUUUUGCUUUACUUACGGAUCUGGAGAAAAGAGCAACCCAGGCAAUGACAACGAUUAAGACGAAUGAAGCUGCAUUGAAGGAAAAAAUUUCUUCGAUUACCGGGGAAGAGAAGAAGCGAUUGAUGGACGAAAUACUGCUCUUGUAUCGGGAAGUGCAUGUUCUUAGCGAGGAGAAGGUGCAACUUUCUAAGCAAUCGUAUGAACUCGUUGACAAACAUAUCCGGAAGUUGGACAAGGAAAUCACGGACUUCGAUAGAGAAGUCAUCGAAAAAUGCGGGUCGUUGGCUGUCUUCGCAGGCUUGAAUCCUGAAGAAGACUUGAAACCUGGUAACAAGGGAUCGAAGCCAGCCCAAGGUCCCCUUUCCCCGUCAGGAGAUGCCAAGAAACGCGGAAGGAAAAGAAAAAUAGUUUCCACUGAACCCCAAACCCCACCGAAAACUAAUGAAGGACCCGCCACGUUUUCCUCUCCCAUGUCGAUGUUGCGAACCAUUGCCUCAGAGGGUGGUCUUGACAUGCCUGUGGAUCCCAACGAACCCCUUUAUUGCAUCUGCAACCAAGUUUCUUACGGGGAAAUGAUCGGUUGUGACAAUGUUGAAUGCUCGAUCGAAUGGUUCCAUUUUCCUUGCAUGAAUCUGACAGCAAAGCCGAAAGGAAAGUGGUGGUGCGCGCAAUGCGCUCCCAAAUAUGAUCCGAAUUACAAGAAACCUGCGUCUGAUCAGCAUUGAAUUUGAAAUCUCAUUUUCUGACGUGUAAUGCCGCGAACGUUUGUAUACGUAAUACAUUUUUUUAACGUUG
This is a messenger RNA of Notodromas monacha, 1322 nucleotides long. NCBI's taxonomy places the organism in Eukaryota, Metazoa, Arthropoda, Ostracoda, Podocopida, Cyprididae. The record is from the annotation of a GenBank genome assembly.